AUGGAAAAAUCCGUCUGGCAACGUUAGAACUUGGAUGCCUGUUGCUGAAGCAGCUUGUGUUUUCUAAAAAUGGCAGCAUCAUAAAAGAUGUUCACCUUGCUUGUCUUGAGGGUGCAAGGGAAGAAAGCGUUCAUCUCCUUCGUCGUUUCUAUAAGGGUGAAGAGAUUUUUCUGGAUAUGUUUGAAGAUGAAUACCGGAGCAUGACAAUGAAACCCAUGAAUGUCGAGUACUUGAUGAUGGAUGCCUCGAUCUUGUUGCCUCCAACGGGGACACCACUGACUGGUAUUGACUUUGUGAAAAGAUUGCCUUGUGGAGAUGUGGAAAGAACACGAAGAUCAAUCAGAGUUUUCUUCAUGCUCCGUUCACUAUCACUGCACUUGCAAGGGGAGCCAGAAACUCAGUUACCACUCACAAGAGAGGAAGAUCUGAUAAAGACAGAUGAUGUUCUUGACUUGAAUAACAGUGAUCUGAUUGCUUGUACAGUCAUUACAAAGGAUGGGGGUCAAGUCCAAAGAUUCCUGGCUGUGGAUAUUUACCAGAUGAGUUUGGUUGAGCCAGAUAUUGCCAGACUUGGAUGGGGAGUAGUUAAGUUUGCUGGCCUUUUGCAGGAUAUGCAGGUGACAGGAGUAGAGGAUGACAGUAGAGCUCUGAACAUAAUAAUUCAUAAGCCUGCCUCAAGUCCUCAUUCGAAGCCCUUCCCUAUCCUUCAAGCUACAUUUAUUUUUUCUGAUCACAUUCGCUGCAUUAUUGCAAAGCAACGUCUUGCAAAAGGCCGUAUCCAGGCUCGGCGUAUGAAAAUGCAGAGAAUAGCAGCUCUCCUGGAUCUUCCUGUUCAGCCUUCAAAUGAAGUUAUGGGUUUUGGACACAGCUCUGCAGCUACAGCCCAGCACCUUCCAUUUAGAUUUUAUGAUCAGUCACGGCGUGGUAGCAGCGAUCCUACGGUGCAGCGCUCUGUUUUUGCGUCUGUUGACAAAGUUCCGGGCUUUGCUGUAGCCCAGUGUAUAAAUCAGCACAAUCCCUCACCAGUCUCCUCACCCUCCCCUUCCAGUGGCAGUGGGAGUACGGGGCGCUGUGAUUCAGUGACUGCAAGCUCAACAUCCACUCCCUCUGCUGCACAGAGUCCAUCAGUAAGGUCUGGCAGGAAAGGACGUCGGCGGGUGUUUAGUCUGUCGGAGGCUGACAGUCACGGUGGACACUGGGUUUAGGUCUUCGAGCAGCAGCUGCAACAGCAACUCGCGCAAUAUCAAUUCAGAUGACGCUUCAGCUCCAGAGCAGCCUCAGAUGACCGUUUCUGGUCAGAUGAUCCUUUCUGGCCAGAUGAUGUUGACUGGUGAAACUCUUUCAGCUGUCUCAAAGUCUAGCAAGAACGCUGUAAAAAACAGUGACCUAGAAACAGUAAACCUAUCUCCUAGCCUGAUUCCUGCACAGCAGCCCACCAUAUCGUUAAUAACAGGUGAC
This is a messenger RNA of Mesitornis unicolor (brown roatelo), 1458 nucleotides long. Its product is annotated as protein CLEC16A-like. The transcript is spliced from 11 exons. NCBI's taxonomy places the organism in Eukaryota, Metazoa, Chordata, Aves, Mesitornithiformes, Mesitornithidae. Gene Ontology annotation, biological process: endosome to lysosome transport; regulation of autophagosome maturation; endosomal transport. The record is from RefSeq and is a predicted model, not a curated record. The annotation marks the transcript as partial. Gene Ontology annotation, cellular component: endolysosome membrane; late endosome.